Vombatus ursinus (common wombat) is the source of this 5555-nucleotide messenger RNA. It is a transcript of the gene PIP4K2B, whose product is annotated as phosphatidylinositol-5-phosphate 4-kinase type 2 beta. NCBI's taxonomy places the organism in Eukaryota, Metazoa, Chordata, Mammalia, Diprotodontia, Vombatidae. The record is from RefSeq and is a predicted model, not a curated record. Gene Ontology annotation, molecular function: phosphatidylinositol kinase activity. Bases 4 to 1488 code for a protein of 494 amino acids. The transcript has 12 exons. Gene Ontology annotation, biological process: phosphatidylinositol metabolic process.
GGCAUGUCGUCCAACUGCACCAGCACCACGGCGGUGGCGGUGGCGCCGCUCAGCGCCAGCAAGACCAAGACCAAGAAGAAGCAUUUCGUGUGCCAGAAAGUGAAGCUGUUUCGGGCGAGCGAGCCGAUCCUGAGCGUCCUGAUGUGGGGGGCCAACCACACGAUCAAUGAGCUCAGCAAUGUUCCAGUCCCAGUCAUGUUAAUGCCAGAUGACUUCAAAGCCUACAGCAAGAUCAAGGUGGAUAAUCAUCUCUUCAAUAAGGAGAACCUACCCAGCCGUUUUAAAUUUAAAGAGUACUGCCCCAUGGUGUUCCGAAAUCUCCGGGAGAGAUUUGGGAUUGAUGAUCAGGAUUACCAGAAGGCAGAACCAGGAGCAAUGAGUGGAAAUUGCCAAGGGGCCAGUCUAGGCUUGGAGUCAGGAGAAACUUCCUCCCAUCCAUCCUUCACAUUACCCGAUGAAUAUGCUUUAUUCAUAGCUUUGGUCAAAUUCUCAAAAACCUCUGCUCAUGCUCUCUUCACUUGGCUCCCUAUGGUGCACCAACUGACAUUUAGGCUUCUUUGCUGGGCACCCAUGGCUCUCCAGCCAAACCAGAACUCAGUGACACGCAGUGCCCCCGUCAACAGUGACAGUCAGGGCAGAUGUGGAACACGUUUCCUCACCACCUAUGAUCGUCGAUUCGUCAUCAAGGCCGUGUCAAGUGAGGAUGUGGCAGAAAUGCACAACAUCCUAAAGAAAUACCACCAGUUCAUAGUGGAGUGUCACGGAAACACCCUUUUGCCCCAAUUCCUGGGCAUGUACCGCCUGACUGUGGAUGGUGUGGAGACCUACAUGGUGGUCACUAGGAAUGUGUUCAGCCACCGGCUGACUGUGCACCGGAAGUAUGAUCUCAAGGGCUCCACUGUCUCCAGAGAAGCAAGCGACAAAGAAAAGGCCAAGGAUUUGCCGACCUUCAAAGACAAUGAUUUCCUCAAUGAAGGACAGAAGUUGCAUGUAGGAGAGGAGAGUAAAAAGAAUUUCCUGGAGAAAUUAAAACGGGAUGUGGAGUUCCUGGCUCAGCUUAAAAUCAUGGAUUAUAGCCUUCUGGUGGGCAUCCAUGAUGUGGACCGGGCGGAGCAGGAAGAGAUGGAAGUGGAGGAGCGGGCAGAGGAUGACGAAUGUGAGAACGAUGGGGUGGGUGGCACCCUGCUGUGCUCCUACGGGACACCCCCUGACAGCCCUGGGAACCUCCUCAACUUCCCCCGAUUCUUUGGCCCUGGGGAAUUUGACCCAUCUGUGGAUGUUUAUGCCAUGAAGAGCCAUGAAAAUGCCCCUAAGAAAGAGGUGUAUUUCAUGGCCAUCAUUGACAUCCUCACACCCUACGACGCCAAGAAAAAAGCUGCACAUGCUGCCAAAACAGUGAAACAUGGGGCUGGGGCGGAAAUUUCAACAGUGAACCCUGAGCAGUACUCCAAGCGCUUCAAUGAAUUCAUGUCCAAUAUCCUGACAUAGUCAUCAUCUGCCUGCAGCCAGAACCAGAGUGCUGGGGUGGGAUCUGGGAAGGAAAGGAGGAACAACAGGUGGAGAGCUGAGGUGUGGGGGGAGGGGUGAGCUUCAGAGGAGAGACGUAACAGCCUGCAACACUGUACAAGACACUGUAGCAGCGUGUGCAAGUGAGAGAGAGAGAGGGAGAGUGUGUGUGUGUGUGUGUGUGUGUGUGUGUGUGUGUGUGUGUGGUAAAACUUUAUGGGAAUCUUCAUCUUCUGUGCACCCUUGAUUCCCCCACUUGACCCUGGUGGAAAAGUGGCUCUCUCUGUUACUGAGACACCCAGAGGCUGGACAGGGCUCCGUUGGGUUUAUUUGGGUUUUGUUUUUCAAAUCGCAUUGCUUCAACAUUGCUAUUUAUAAUGUUGUGUGCAAAUCAUCCUGUUCUUCCCCACCCCAACUCCCUUUUAAUGAAAAAGCCCUAGUAGCCCUCCCUGCAUGGGGACCUUUUAGAGCAAAGCACUAUGACAUCAGAAAGGAGAAUGCCAGUAACUUCUAAACCUCUUAGGGGGGUUUGGUUGGAUGGAUUUUUUUUUUUUAACUAGGGUAUCGAGUGCAGCUCUUCCCACUGCCUACCAUGCAUAGAAAUUAAAAAACGAGAUUGUUCUUCCAUCUACACUUGUUCCCUUCCCCCAGCCCCCCACAUGGUCCAACACAGGCCAUGGGGGACUGAUGGCCGAAGAUGUCAGAGUUUGGUGGAGUCCAUCCACAGGGGAGGGUGGUGGCUUUUGGAGCCAUUUGUUUUAAAAGAAACUGCACAUGCCCAUAGAAUCAUGGCAGAUGUCUCCUUCUCCAAGCCUGCCUCCCAGUGGAUCCCAGAAGUAGAAAGUGCGCCUAUAGAUAUUAUCAUCAUGUAUUCAGUUAUUUUUCCCUUCUAAGGAACUGAAGUGUGAAAGUCACCUAAAAUCUUGUGUACUUCUUCUCUUUGAAUCUAAUCCCCUCCCACCCCCCACCCCCCCCAGCAAGCCUUAUUUUAUUUUGGACAUAUGUGUGUCCGAGUUCUUAGCCUGGGGAAAGUGGAAAUGUUCCUUCAAGAGUGUCCCCUCCAGUGAGAUCUUUCCAAGCCAAGUGCUGUCAUGUAGAUGUCUUAUUCUUCAACCCCUGGUGCAGCCUUCAGAAGCUAAUGAGGCUAAUGAGCAAGAGAGUGCCCCUUUUCUAUCUGCACCUUCCUCCCAAUGGCCCAGGAGUCAUUUGUGGAAACAUUUCCAGGAAGUUAAAAUUAACGUGCUUUGUAACAUGUGUGACCAAGAUCUAGCACCAUCUGGGAUGACUUUUUUUUCCCCCACAUACACCUGGAUUCCUAGCUACUUUAGCAUCCAUUGGUCUUCACAUUUAGAAGUGACAGGCUUCUUCAACUUCAUUUUGGGCUCUCUCCUACCUCAGGGGUCCUCAUGAUUUACUUUUGUUUCAGAAAUGAGCCAGGCAUAGGUCUCCAUGAGGUCAAGGAGUUUUACUUUUUCAAAGAGAGAAAGCUUAGCCACAAGGCACCCAACCAAGUGAAGAUACUGAUUUGGUGUGGGGGGAGGAUGACAUUCUCACAUCUCUGUACCUAGGUUUGGGCAACCAGGGCAAGUAGUGGUGAAACUUGUAAAUAGUAUUGUAAGACAAUAUGGUUUGCCACACCCUUUGGAAUGGAGUUUGAUUUUCUUUGUUGUAAGGAGAGGUAGUUUAGACUCAGCUUCUGUGGCAGGAAUGGGAAGCUUUUGUCCUCCACCCUUUUGAUCUGGAUUCAUUAUAGGAAUGGCUUAGAGAUGGAUAGAUUAGACUCAUCUCUGCCCUGUGCUUCUUGGAUGAAACUCGAAGGGGUGGUGGGUACAGGGUUGCUUGGAUCAGCUGUCUGCACCAAAGCUUCCAAGGUGACAAGGGGCAGAACUUGGAACCAAAUGACCUGCAGAAAGCCAGUCAGACCUAGGAAAGGAAUUAUGUAGGAAUGAUCUUUGGACUUGAUCCCAUCCCCAAAUCAAGAAUGAAAAAUUGGAUCUGAUUCUAGACCUCUGUUGUCUGAAAAGUUUGGAAGAUUAUGUCUUCCCAACACUAUAUAUCUUGAUCAUGUUUCCAUAAGGUGUAUACAAAGUGCAGAUGUGAUUUUAUCAUUUAAAGAUAUACCAUCCAGGUAUCUAACUUGUUUAACAUUACAGUUUAAAAUUUUUUUUGUAUAUUGUUUACAUUUUCUGAGAGGUAGCAUUCUGUUUCAAAUGCUCAUUUUGUUUCUAGACAGUAUUUUUGGUUGUCUCCCAGCCACAAGGUUAAGAGUUACCAACAUUUGAGAUGUGGUUUUGUUUUUUGUUUUUUUUUUUUUUAAGGGUUAUAGGCCUUUACUCACCGCAUUUUCCUAGUAUUUUCAAAAUGUUAGGUUUGGCCCUUUGGAAUUAGAGUAUUUAAAAGCUAAUCAGCGUGAUUUAUUCAAGUUUUCUCAUUUUUUAAUGGUUAAAAAAAUGUAGAAAAAAGGAAGGGAACUGGUGGUGUUCAAAGGCUGUCUCCCCCACAUCCUUUGGGUGGGUGGAGUCCAACCCUCCCCUACUCCCCCCCCUUUUUGUUAUGAUUUUGCACAGAAGAGAUGAGAAGCUGUUACAGUCUUAAAGCAUUUGGAAGCAAUUGUGGAGUCUCUGGAGAUUAAAGGCUUAAAACAGGAAAGGCAGAAUGAGAUGGAAGUUAAGAGGGUUUGUCUUCCCUUCUCUCCUUUAAGGGACUGGAUAACAUGUAUUCCUAAUGACAUGUGUCCUUCUCUUCAGACCUUUCUAUUUGAAUGUCCAUGGCUGCAAAUGAGAAUCCAGUAGGCUCCUUGUCACAGUGAAGAAUUACUUAUACCUCCACAAUAAAGACCACUACCUGAAGGCCCUGGCCUCUUUAAACUCAAUGACCACUAAUCUUUGCAUGCAUUCAUGCCCCACCCCUCACUUCACAACACACACGAACACAAGCCCCCUCUUUCUUUCCACCCCUCGUGUUUGGCGGAUGAAAAGAUAUUCCAGUAAGUUAUCAGCCCCCCAGACCAGGCUGCAGCAUGCCUACAUCCUUCAAGUUAUUCUAUCAAGAGGGUUGGUAGCCUAUAGCCCAUCUCUAGUCUCCCACUAAUUCUAUGGUGUCUGACUUAUAGUAGGUAAAGAGGCUGCUAACCCCAUUAAACGUCAUACUCUCCUGUUCUUGUAUCUCAGGACAGGGCCUCCCCAGCUGGUGCUUCUGACACACAUUUAUGUUCUGGGUGGAAGAGGAUAUUCCUUUGUCUUUGCCCUUCUUAUCACAAGAAAAAAGAGAAAAAUCUUAUUUUAAAUUUAGAAUGGAGGAAAUUAUUAGAAUCAUUCUUAUGUAAAGCAGCCCCCUUCAUAAAUAUAUAUGAAGGAGAACAGAAUUGUAGACUCUCCCACAUGAACUAAAAGGCUGGGGGAGAGUUGGACAGAUUCAAUUUUUUAAGCACAGAGAGCAAAGGGAAAAAAAAUUAUAUUUCAGCAAAUACUGAGGGCCAGUGGAUGGCUCAUUUCAAAAGAGCCAGUUCCCUGUAUCUGAAACAUGGCAACUCUUUAAGAUCACACCAGAAAAUCUGCAAUCACCAUGCUUUUUUUCCCUUCUCAAGUCUUUACUUAAAAGUAUUCUUACCAUCUCUUGGUGUCAUGCCCAUAUCUCCCAGGAAGCUUGGGGUGGUAGAUCUUAAGGAAGGGGAGCUAACUUACAGAAGGAAUUUUUCUCCCUGCUCAGUCACUUUGUAAAAGAGAUUGAGUGUGAUGCCUCCAAAGGAAUAAGUCCAGGAUUGCUCCUUAACUGGUGUCACACUUUUUAGCACAGUGGGAUCAUUGCAAUUGAAACAAAAUAUGAAUAAAGUUUUAGGUUCACCUCUUUGGGGGAAGGGAAAAACUCCACCAAUCAUGACAUCUAGAUUACCCACCGUUUCCAUUUUUUAAAUAGGAAUUUUCGGUCCUCUGUGCUUGUCUGUUUGCUCGGAGAAGUUUGAGACCCUAUUACUGUUUUGAAAUGCAUGCAUGUUACAAGAUGAAUCUCUGACCCGAGGAAAAAAAAAAUAAAACUCCAAAUUUUGUGUA